UCAGUUUGCCUGGGUUUGGCCAGUGAACAAACAUCAUCUGAAAGUUUGAGAAGCUUUGAUUAGGUUUCUUCCCAAGGGAGAAUUGGGCUUACCGGGGAUUCAUUUAAGUUGUGUUGACUAUGUCAAAAUGGAAGAUGGAAACAUGACAUUACUCCGUUUGCUUUUGGCCUGGGAUAAUGUCUUUUUAUGAAGUACCUUUAUUGAGUGAUUCAAACUCAGAACUAAAAGCAGUUUUCUUAAGGUUGUGUAAACCAGUUUGUCUGGUCCGCACUGAUGGUGAAAAUAAUAAUGUGGGAGAACAGAAUUCUUUUGGACUUUGAUCCCUACGGAUACAAGUCAUAUUGUGUUAGAUUUGUGUUCAGAAAGGAACAUUACAAACCCUGGGAAAAGAAGGAAGGGAGCCCUAGGUUUGAGUUUCUUCUACCCUAUAGAAUGAUAGGUAGGCAUAGAAAUUAAAUUUAGUCAUAGGGAAACAAAGUUGUGUCUCCUACAUAAAAUAAGCAAGUAGCUUUAGCCCUCCCAUCCUCGACCGGUGCGGACGUGGGGCAGCAUGGCUGCCCCAGCCCCGGUCACGCGGCAGGUCAGCAGCCAUGCAGCCCCAGCCCCAGCCCCGACCGGCCCUGAGCGUGGGCAGCUCCCGGCUGCAGCAGUGGCCAAGCUGCCUGUGCUGGAUGCCUCCAGGAAGUGGGUGCCAUUUGGCGCGCUGUUCCUGGAGCACCGAGCCGUGGUGGUCUUCGUGCGGCAUUUCCUGUGUUACAUCUGCAGAGAAUACGUACAAGAUUUGGCCAAAAUCCCCAAGAGUGUUUUACAGGAAGCAGAUGUCACCCUUAUAGUGAUUGGACACUUGUCCUACCAUCAUAUUGAGCCUUUCUGCAAACUGAAUGGGUAUUCUCAUGAAAUCUACGUUGAUCCUGAGAGAGAAAUUUAUAAAAGAUUGGAAAUGAAAAGAGGUGAAGGAAUUGCCUUCUCAGGACAGAGCCCCCAUGUAAAGUCACAUAUACUCUCAGGAAGCAUUCAGAUCCUGUGGUGGGCAGUGACUGGCUCUCUUUUUGAUUUUCAAGGAGACCCAGCUCAGCAGGGUGGCACCCUCAUCUUAGGUCCGGGUAGUAAAGUCCAUUUCAUACAGUGCAAUAGGAAUAGAUUGGAUCAGAAACCCAUCAACUCCAUCCUACAGCUUGUCGGAGUUCUGCAUGUGAACUUUGCAAGCAGACCUUCAGUUAUCCACGUGUGACUCAGCACAGAAUUUCUGCCUUUCAUUUGGAUCCUGGGGAAUAGGACCUUAAAUAUUUGGGAUAUGGUAUCCUUGUCUCACUUGCUGACCCUUCCAGUCUUCUAGGAUUAUAAAAACAUACAGAGAUAAUGUGACAGUUGAAUUGCAUGUUGAGAGGCCAUGUUCCUGUUUGCUAAAGCUGCGGGAAUGGAAGAUACCAGAAAUGGAUUGGCUUUUUCAAUGGGGGUUUAUCAGUUGACAAAUUUACAGUUUUGAGGCCAUGAAAAUGUCCCAAUUAAGGCAUCA
Messenger RNA from Choloepus didactylus (southern two-toed sloth), 1516 nucleotides. Its product is annotated as peroxiredoxin-like 2C. The record is from RefSeq and is a predicted model, not a curated record. Bases 551 to 1231 code for a protein of 226 amino acids. The transcript has a single exon. NCBI's taxonomy places the organism in Eukaryota, Metazoa, Chordata, Mammalia, Pilosa, Megalonychidae.